AUGGCUUUCGUUGUGGGAGAUUUCAUGUGGUUGUUAACGGAGAAGCUUCCCCGUCUCAUCGCCGCCGCCGUCCCCUUCUCUCAUCGCCGCCGCCGUCCCGUCUCUCAUCGUCGCCGCCGUCCCGUCCCGUCUCUCAUCGCCGCCGCCGUCCGUCUCAUCGCCGCCGCCGUCCCCCGUCUCAUCGCCGCCGCCGUCCCCCGUCUCAUCGCCGCCGCCGCCGUCCCUCUCUCAAUGACUCGCGAGGCGACGUUCGUGCGGUGGUGUCGCGGGUCGCGCGAGCUGUGAGUUGCAAUAAAGGGUUUUUGGCGUGUUCGACACCUGCACGGAUACUGUUUAUGCAAGCAACAAUAUUGAGAUUUAAAACUUUCUUAUAGUAAUAUUGCAAUAUAACUUCAUGCUUUUUAAGGGCAAUUCCGGUAAUACGACCGCGAUUAACGGUAUAUCCAUGAAAUCUAAUAAGAUUUAGAUAGUGGCGUUGUUUAAGAAACUCUAAAACCUUUACUUCCUUAAGAAGUAUUUAGGGUAAGAGCUUUAUCUCUUUUUUAUUAUUAAGAUAUAGUAGUUUAGGAUAUUUAAUAAAAAGAUUCUGUUAAUCUAUAUC
Messenger RNA from Mytilinidion resinicola, 601 nucleotides. RefSeq lists its product as uncharacterized. Bases 1 to 285 code for a protein of 94 amino acids. NCBI's taxonomy places the organism in Eukaryota, Fungi, Ascomycota, Dothideomycetes, Mytilinidiales, Mytilinidiaceae. The record is from RefSeq and is a predicted model, not a curated record. The transcript is spliced from 2 exons.